Lolium rigidum is the source of this 1820-nucleotide messenger RNA. Its product is annotated as threonine synthase, chloroplastic-like. The transcript has a single exon. Lineage: Eukaryota; Viridiplantae; Streptophyta; Magnoliopsida; Poales; Poaceae. Gene Ontology annotation, biological process: L-cysteine biosynthetic process. Bases 1 to 1569 code for a protein of 522 amino acids. Gene Ontology annotation, molecular function: threonine synthase activity; pyridoxal phosphate binding. The record is from RefSeq and is a predicted model, not a curated record. Gene Ontology annotation, cellular component: cytoplasm.
AUGGCGGCCACCACCACCCACGCCCCCUCCCUCUCCUUCCUCCUCUCCCACCCCCACUCCGCCUCCCCCCAGCUCCGCCUCCGCCCCUCUCCCCACCACCGCCUCCGCUGCGCCACCGACGCCGCCGCGGCCCCGGCCGCCCCCGCCAAGAACCGGCGCCCGGCGGACGAGAACAUCCGCGAGGAGGCGGCGCGGCACCGCGCCCCGAGCAACGACUUCUCCGCCUGGUACGAGCCCUUCCCGCCGGGCCCCGACGGCGACCCGCACGAGCGCUACUCCCUGGACGAGAUCGUGUACCGCUCCAGCUCGGGGGGCCUCCUCGACGUGCGCCACGACAUGGCCGCCCUCGCCCGCCACCCGGGCUCCUACUGGCGGGACCUCUUCGACUCCCGCGUCGGCCGCACCACCUGGCCCUACGGCUCCGGCGUCUGGUCCAAGAAGGAGUUCGUGCUCCCCGGGAUCCACCCCGACCACAUCGUCUCCCUCUUCGAGGGCAACUCCAACCUCUUCUGGGCCGAGCGCCUCGGCCGCGACCACCUCGCCGGCAUGAACGACCUCUGGGUCAAGCACUGCGGCAUCUCCCACACCGGCUCCUUCAAGGACCUCGGCAUGACCGUGCUCGUCAGCCAGGUCAACCGCCUGCGCCGCGCCCCGCUCUCCCGCCCCAUCGCCGGGGUCGGAUGCGCCUCCACGGGGGACACCUCCGCCGCGCUCUCCGCAUACUGCGCCGCCGCCGGAAUCCCAGCCAUCGUCUUCCUCCCCGCCAACCGCAUCUCCCUCGAGCAGCUCAUCCAGCCCAUCGCCAACGGCGCCACCGUGCUCUCCCUCGACACCGAUUUCGACGGCUGCAUGCGGCUCAUCAGGGAGGUCACCGCUGAGCUGCCCAUCUACCUUGCCAAUUCCCUCAAUUCCCUCCGGCUCGAGGGGCAGAAGACGGCCGCCAUUGAGAUACUGCAGCAGUUCGACUGGGAGGUGCCCGAUUGGAUCAUUGUCCCAGGAGGCAAUCUCGGAAACAUAUAUGCCUUCUACAAGGGCUUCGAGAUGUGCCGUGCUCUUGGUCUCGUUGAUCGUCUGCCACGGCUUGUCUGCGCACAGGCCGCCAAUGCCAACCCACUGUACAGGUACUACAAGUCAGGAUGGACCCAGUUCCAGCCACAGGUGGCUGAGCCAACGUUUGCGUCUGCCAUUCAGAUCGGUGACCCGGUGUCGGUCGACCGUGCUGUCGUUGCGCUCAAGGCCACGAACGGCAUCGUCGCGGAGGCCACAGAGGAGGAGCUCAUGAAUGCCAUGUCUCUCGCUGACCGCACAGGAAUGUUUGCCUGCCCGCACACCGGGGUCGCUCUUGCGGCGCUCUUCAAGCUCAGGGAAGACCGUACCAUCGGGCCAAACGACCGCACUGUGGUCGUCAGCACCGCGCACGGUCUCAAGUUCUCGCAGUCCAAGAUCGACUACCAUGACAAGAAGAUCGAGGACAUGGCCUGCAAGUAUGCUAACCCACCCGUUAGCGUGAAGGCCGACUUUGGUGCUGUCAUGGACGUUCUCAAGAAGAGGCUCAAGGGUAAGCUCUGAGCCUGCCCUCUUGCUGCUGACCCUUCCAAUUGGCUGCUGGAAUUCAAUUGUCUUAUGCAUCUGGUUCAAAUGUGAUUGGUUUGCCGUGGAGCAAUGGAACCCUUGAUUUGAAAUCUUUUAGGUGAGACUCUUCUAGGUGCUCUGCGGAGAAUGGUUAGGGAGUGGGGUUAUCUCUUGUACUGUGUUGUUUUCUAUGGAUAAUAAACAAGUGUCUUGCUGGUCAUUCAAUAAAGAUCAUUCAGUCUGUGUGC